CUUGGGGAGGUCCGUGUAAGAGCCGCCUGCCCGCCGGCCUCCCUCGGUCCCUCCCCGGCAGUCGCUCCGGGCACCACCGCGGAACGAUGGAGCUGGGCUGGUGGCCGCAGCUGGGGCUCACUUUCCUGCAGCUCCUUCUCAUCUCCUCCUUGCCAAGAGAGUACACAGUCAUUAAUGAAGCCUGCCCCGGAGCUGAGUGGAACAUCAUGUGUCGGGAGUGUUGUGAAUACGAUCAGGUUAAAUGUGCCUGCCCUGGAAAGAAAGAAGUGGUGGGUUAUACCAUCCCUUGCUGCAGGAACGAGGACAAUGAAUGUGACUCCUGCCUGAUUCACCCAGGUUGUACCAUCUUUGAAAACUGCAAGACGUGCCGAAACGGCUCGUGGGGGGGUACUCUGGACGACUUCUACGUGAAGGGCAUCUACUGUGCAGAGUGCCACUCGGGCUGGUAUGGAGGAGACUGCAUGCGAUGUGGCCAGGUUCUACGAGUCCCGAAGGGUCAGAUUUUGUUGGAGAGCUACCCCCUGAAUGCUCACUGCGAGUGGACCAUUCACGCCAAACCUGGGUUUAUCGUCCAGCUAAGGAUUGUCAUGUUGAGCCUGGAGUUUGACUACAUGUGCCAGUACGACUAUGUUGAGGUCCGUGACGGGGACAGCAGCGACAGUCAGAUCAUCAAGCGUUUCUGUGGCAACGAGCGGCCAGCUCCCAUCCGAAGCACGGGUUCCUCGCUCCACGUCCUCUUCCACUCAGAUGGCUCCAAGAACUUUGACGGCUUCCAUGCCAUCUUUGAGGAGAUCACAGCAUGUUCCUCGUCGCCUUGUUUCCAUGAUGGCACUUGCAUUCUUGACAACACCGGAUCUUACAAGUGUGCCUGCCUGGCAGGCUACACCGGGCAGCACUGUGAAAAUCUCCUUGAAGAAAGAAACUGCUCAGACCCUGGGGGCCCAGUCAAUGGGUACAAGAAAAUUACAGGAGGCCCUGGGCUUAUCAAUGGGCGCUAUGCAAAAAUUGGCACCGUCUUGACCUUCUUUUGUAAUAACUCCUAUGUUCUUAGCGGCAAUGAGAUGAGAACUUGCCAGCAGAAUGGAGAGUGGUCGGGGAAACAACCCAUCUGCAUAAAAGCCUGUCGAGAACCAAAGAUCUCAGACCUGGUGAGACGGAGAGUUCUUCCAAUGCAGGUUCAGUCAAGGGAGACGCCAUUACACCAGCUAUACUCAUCAGCCUUCAGCAAGCAGAAGCUGCAGGACUCCUCUACCAAGAAGCCACCCCUUCCCUUUGGAGACCUGCCCCCUGGGUACCAAUAUCUGCACACCCAGAUCCAGUAUGAGUGCAUCUCACCCUUCUACCGCCGCCUGGGCAGCAGCCGGAGGACAUGUCUGAGGACUGGGAAGUGGAGUGGGCGUGCCCCGUCCUGCAUCCCUAUCUGUGGGAAAACUGAGAACGUCACUGCUCCGAAGACCCAGAGGACGCGCUGGCCGUGGCAGGCUGCCAUCUACAGGAGGGCCGGUGGGGUGCACGGGAGCAGCCUGCACAAGGACACGUGGUUCCUUGUCUGCAGCGGUGCCCUGGUCAAUGAGCGCACCGUGGUGGUGGCUGCCCACUGCGUCACCGACCUGGGGAGGGUCACCGUGAUCAAGACAGCAGACCUCAAAGUCGUCCUGGGGAAAUUCUACAGGGAUGAUGACCGCGAAGAGAAAAGCAUCCAGAGCUUGCGGAUUUCUGCAAUCAUCCUGCAUCCCAACUACGACCCCAUCCUGCUGGACGCGGACAUCGCCGUCCUGAAGCUCCUGGACAAGGCUCGCAUCAGCACCCGCGUCCAGCCCAUCUGCCUGGCGGCCCCUCGGGACCUCAGCACCUCCUUCCAGGAGUCCCGCAUCACCGUGGCGGGCUGGAAUGUGCUGGCAGACGUGAGGAGCCCCGGCUUCAAGAAUGACACGCUGCGCUCCGGGGUCGUCAGUGUGGCGGACUCGCUGCUGUGUGAGGGACAGCACGAGGAGCAUGGCAUCGCGGUGAGUGUCACAGACAACAUGUUCUGUGCCGGCUGGGACCGCACUGCCCCUUCUGAUAUCUGCACAGCAGAGACGGGCGGCAUCGCAGCUGUGUUCUUCCCGGGGCGGGUGUCCCCUGAGCCCCGCUGGCAUCUGGUGGGGCUGGUCAGCUGGAGCUAUGACAAAACAUGCAGCCACAGCCUCUACACAGCCUUCACCAAAGUGCUGCCUUUUAAAGACUGGAUCGAGAGGAACAUGAAGUGAGCCUCAGGCCCAUCAAGAAGCACCUCCAUGCAUCCUUCCCUAUGUGCAUUGCCCGAGGCAUUGUGGACCUGAAAUGUGAUUCUGCCCGUGAAUUUGGCUGUGCCAGGGCUUCUGAUUUCAAAACCAGUGGAGGGCGAGUCGAGCUUACUUUCUGGUAGGCCACUGCCUCCCUGACUGCUGGGACCAUUUGGAAGAUACCAGGGCUGCUUGCAAGAACUCAGUUUCUUCAAAAUAGACUACACGAAUAGCAAAGAAAUCCUCCCCGUUCAACCGACCCCAGUGGCCUUCCCCACCUGCCCUUCAGUGCUGCGAAUGCCAUGGUCAGCUGUGGUCGAGAGAGGGUUGAUUGGCUUCAUCAGGUCUCCUCCAAGGCGCCAGCCAGACAGAGUUCCAAAGAGCCGCCCGCAGGACAGUCCCGGACAGCGGAGCCUGGCUGCGGCAUUGGUGUCCGUGCACGCUGCCGCGUCACGAGGUGGCCCUUUUCCUUCCCAAUCCCCUGUACACACUUUAAUAAAGCAAGGGUUGGCUUCUGACCCACGGAAC
Messenger RNA from Physeter macrocephalus (sperm whale), 2792 nucleotides. RefSeq names its product peptidase domain containing associated with muscle regeneration 1 (gene PAMR1). Gene Ontology annotation, biological process: proteolysis. The transcript has 11 exons. The record is from RefSeq and is a predicted model, not a curated record. The coding region runs from base 87 to 2249 and encodes 720 amino acids. NCBI's taxonomy places the organism in Eukaryota, Metazoa, Chordata, Mammalia, Artiodactyla, Physeteridae. Gene Ontology annotation, molecular function: serine-type endopeptidase activity; calcium ion binding.